This is a messenger RNA of Cyprinodon tularosa, 1428 nucleotides long. RefSeq names its product isoaspartyl peptidase/L-asparaginase-like. Gene Ontology annotation, molecular function: asparaginase activity. The transcript is spliced from 7 exons. Bases 141 to 1073 code for a protein of 310 amino acids. Lineage: Eukaryota; Metazoa; Chordata; Actinopteri; Cyprinodontiformes; Cyprinodontidae. The record is from RefSeq and is a predicted model, not a curated record.
GAUUGCAUAAAACGUGACGUCAGUAUUCAACUCGUUUGAUUUGUCAAAUCCAUCUCGCGCUCUCAGGGUUUCAACCAACCGUCUCUUUCAGAGGUUUGAAAGUCUUAACAGAGUUCACCUUAUCCUGCAAGAGCUGAAAUAUGUCAGCGGUGUUGGUCGUUCAUGGUGGUGCCUGGGCCAUUCCAGACGAGCUGGCCCCAAUUUCUGUUCAAGGAGUAAAAGCUGCUGCACGGCAUGGAUCGUCGGUGCUUAGAAGUGGAGGAAGUGCGCUGGAUGCUGUUGAGGCUGCUGUUAGGGCUUUGGAGGACAACCCAUUCUUUAAUGCAGGGCAUGGGGCAACGCUAAACAUUGCUGGAGAAGUGCAGCUGGAUGCCAUUAUAGUGGAUGGAAAGACGCUUGCCUUUGGUUCGGUGUCUUGCGUAAAGAACAUCGCUAACCCUGUGUCACUGGCAAGGGCAGUCAUGGAGAAGACGUCCCAUGUAAUGCUGACGGGCAGAGGUGCAAACAAGUUUGCAGAGAGCAUCGGGAUCGCCAUGGUUCCUACAGAUAAACUGGUGACUGAAUGUGAGAGGAAGGAAUGGGAAAAACACAAGAAAUACAUCGCAGGAGUAAAUGAAGAAUUCAACACACAGUGGGCCCACGAUACUGUUGGGGCUGUAGCUUUGGACUCUGCAGGGAACGUUGCAUGUGCAACAUCCACUGGAGGGACCAGACAUAAAAUGGUUGGCAGAGUCGGAGAUUCUCCUGUCAUUGGCUGUGGAGCAUAUGCAGACAACAUCAGUGGUGCUGUAUCGUGUACUGGUCAUGGAGAAUCGAUUCUUAAAGUGACGCUGGCCAGACUCAUCCUUUCACAUGUUGAACAAGGGAAGUCUGUAGAAGAUGCCUCACAGUUGUCCCUGCAGCACAUGGGUGAUCGGGUCCAAGGAGCAGGUGGUGCCAUUGUAGUUUCUCCAUCAGGGCAGUGGGCUGCUACAUUCACCACCAAGCGGAUGGCCUGGGCUGCUGCUGAAGAUGAUGUGCUGUGGUUUGGAAUAGACCCAAAAAAGAAGCUGAAAGAGAAACUGUCCCUUUAGAAGAUUUUGUUUUUAUUAUAUGUAUUUUUUUUAAUUAGAAAAUGAAAUGCACCCGUAAAACAGUUUUCUAUUUUUUAUUGGUGUUUUUUGGUAGAUGAUUUUUUUUCCCAACUAAGGUGUGUAAAAUAAAAAAGUAUUUUACAAUAGUAAUCAUUAAAGCAACACUGAAUAAGUUUUGACCGAAGUAUUUGUUUAAUAUGAGAUUUAUCAAAUUAUUUUUAAGGUCAAUGUAUAGCAUUUGGCAUGAUCCUUGUGAGCUGCCCUUCACAAAAACUCACCUCUGUAACUUAAGACGGUUGGAUCCAUAUGACACCCACCUUAUCAGAGAUAUUGUUGGUUCUCUGAUGUGAGGGGU